Messenger RNA from Gekko japonicus, 1102 nucleotides. It is a transcript of the gene GEM, whose product is annotated as GTP binding protein overexpressed in skeletal muscle. The coding region runs from base 71 to 961 and encodes 296 amino acids. Gene Ontology annotation, cellular component: plasma membrane. Lineage: Eukaryota; Metazoa; Chordata; Lepidosauria; Squamata; Gekkonidae. Gene Ontology annotation, biological process: negative regulation of high voltage-gated calcium channel activity. Gene Ontology annotation, molecular function: GTPase activity; GTP binding; calcium channel regulator activity. The record is from RefSeq and is a predicted model, not a curated record. The transcript is spliced from 5 exons.
UUCAGCACUCGGAGAAGAAGGGAGUGUGGCGGAACGCCUGGUCAAAAACAAGCAGGUAGGGAGAAAAGCCAUGACACUGAACAAUGUCACGAUGCGUCGCAGCAGUGGUGCCUUGCAGCCACCCCAACAGCGCUGGAGCAUCCCAGCAGAUGGGAGGCACCUGGUGGUCCAGAAAGACCCUCACGAGUGCCUUCGACAGAAGAGGUACACCAUCAGUCCUGAAGAGUACUACCGAAGAAGCUGGUCUUCCGAAUCUUCUGAUUCUGUCAUCUCCUCUGAGUCAGGAAAUACCUUCUAUCGUGUGGUCCUCAUCGGGGAACAAGGAGUCGGCAAAACCACCAUAGCGAAUGUCUUUGCAGGGGUGCAUGACAGCAUGGACAGUGACUGUGAAGUGCUAGGAGAAGACACCUAUGAACGAACCUUGCUGGUAGAUGGCGAAAGCACAACCAUCAUGCUUGUUGACAUGUGGGAAAACAAGGGUGCAAAUGGAUGGAUCCAAGAUCACUGCAUGCAGAUUGGCGAUGCCUAUCUGAUUGUCUAUUCUAUCACGGACCGUGCAAGCUUUGAGAGAGCAUCAGAGCUCAGAAUACAGCUCCGCAGGAUCCGUCAGGCAGAAAACAUCCCCAUCAUUUUAGUGGGCAACAAAAGUGAUCUAGUUCGGUGCCGUGAAGUCUCCGUUGCAGAGGGCAGAGCUUGUGCUGUCGUAUUUGACUGUAAAUUCAUUGAGACUUCGGCAGCUGUCCAGCACAAUGUGAAGGAGCUGUUUGAAGGGAUUGUGCGUCAAGUGCGGCUCAGAAGAGACAGCAAAGAAAAGAAUGAGAAGAGGCUGGCAUACCAGAAGAGGAGAGAGAGCGUUCCUAAGAAAGCCAGGCGAUUCUGGGGCAAAAUCGUUGCCAAGAAAAACAAGAACAUGGCUUUCAAACUUAAGUCCAAGUCUUGCCACGAUCUUUCUGUCCUUUAGGAAUAUCAACCCAUUCCAGAUGUUCUUUUUCAUGGACAUGACUCAACUCCAUAUCGAACAAUAAAUCAAUCUAUAUUAGAUUGGCCAACAAGCAGCGUAAAUUGACUUUGAUUCACAGUUGUGAUUAUUGUGAUGAAAUGU